UAACACCACCUCUACACAAACAUCCGCUGAUACUUCCUGAAGAUGCAAGCAUGACGCAGAAACUCUUCUACUAACUGCGCCAGCCGAGAAGCAGGCAGAUGGGCGUGACAAGAGUUUAAUGGCUCUUGCGCUACAUCGACUGAGAUCAAGAACGUCCCGUGUUUUUCGCCCAGGUGUGUUCUUGUUACGAUUCCUAACCUCGGUCGGGAUGGACGAAAUGGGUCUGGCCGUGAGUCGUUCCGCGCUGGAGCGGCUCGACUUCGACAAUGUCGUCCUGAAGAAACUUCCCCUGGACUCGUCCGAGGAGCCCGGCGUGCGACAGGUGAAAGGCGCGUGUUUCUCCAGGGUCAAGCCGCAGCCACUGACCAAGCCUCGCUUCGUGGCGGUGUCUCACGAAGCUCUGGCUCUGCUCGGGCUCAACGGGGAUGAAGUCACGGACGACCCACACGGGCCUGAAUAUCUAAGCGGCUCCAAAGUAAUGCCUGGAUCCGAGCCUGCUGCUCAUUGCUACUGUGGCCACCAGUUCGGCCAUUUCGCCGGCCAGCUGGGUGAUGGGGCGGCCUGCUACCUGGGAGAGGUAAGAGUGCCACCCAAUCAGGACACGAACCUCUUGCGCGAAAACCCCAGUGGCCGAUGGGAGAUUCAGGUGAAAGGAGCUGGACUCACCCCCUAUUCGAGACAAGCUGAUGGCCGUAAGGUCCUUCGUUCCAGCAUUAGAGAGUUCCUUUGUAGUGAGGCUAUGUACUUCCUGCGUGUGCCCACCACAAGAGCAGGUUCUGUUGUAACUUCAGACAGCAAAGUCAUCAGGGAUAUCUACUACAGUGGACACCCUCGACAUGAGAGAUGCUCGGUGGUCCUCAGGAUCGCGCCGACCUUUCUAAGGUUUGGUUCUUUUGAGAUUUUCAAGCAGGCAGACGAGUUUUCAAAUCGUCAGGGUCCUAGCUAUGGACAUGAUGAGCUUCGAGUAAAGAUGCUGGAUUAUGUCAUUGAGAUGUUCUACCCAGAGAUCCAGCAGCAGUACUCGGACAGAAUGGAGAGGAACGUGUCUUUCUUCCGAGAGGUGAUGCAUCGGACGGCUCGACUGGUGGCUCAGUGGCAAUGUGUAGGAUUUUGUCAUGGUGUCCUGAACACAGACAACAUGAGCAUUCUGGGACUCACUCUGGACUACGGUCCAUAUGGUUUCAUGGAUAGGUUCAAUCCAGAUUUCAUUUGCAAUGCUUCAGACAACUCUGGACGCUACUCUUACCAGGCUCAGCCCGCGAUCUGCCGGUGGAAUCUGGUCAAGUUAGCAGAGGCCCUCGAUCCAGAGCUUCCACCUGACGAGGCAAAGGCUGUUAUGGAGGAAUAUUUGGAUUUGUAUAACGGCUACUACCUUGACAAUAUGAGGAAGAAGCUAGGUUUAUUGAAAAAAGAGGAACCUGAGGACGAGAUCCUGAUCACAGAGCUUCUGCAAACCAUGCACAAUACAGGUGCUGACUUCACUAACACCUUCCGCAGUCUUAGUCAGAUCUCAUGUCCCUCGGAGGAACAAAGUGAGCCAGAAGAGGAGCUUGUCAAACAAGCUGCAAACCUCAUGUUGGAGCAGUGUGCUUCUUUGGAGGAGCUCAAAGCUGCCAACAAACCCACUAUGGACCCACGGGAGUUGGCAAUGCUGCUUUCUAUGGCUCAGAGCAACCCAGCGCUGUUCCAGUUGGUCUCAGACAGGAUGACAAUAGCGAGGCAGCUCAGCCAACUCAGCAAACUGAAGGAACUGAUGGAGACCAACGAGGAAGAACUCAAAACCAAACAAACUGAGGAGUGGACCGGCUGGAUCACACGCUAUCGGAAGCGUCUGGCUCAGGAACUGGAGGGCUACAGUGACGUGCAGGCUGUGCAGGAAGAGCGGGUGAGGGUGAUGAACAGCAUCAACCCGCGUGUGGUUCUCCGGAAUUACAUUGCCCAGAAUGCUAUAGAAGCUGCUGAGAGUGGAGACUUCUCUGAGGUCCGGCGGGUCCUCAAAGUUCUGGAGAAGCCGUUCUCCUCCCAGCCUGGUCUGGAGGUCCCUGCGUGGGUAGGCCAAGGUGGUGCCGCCCAACAGGGGGAGAGAGAUGAUGGCGAUGAGCAACAGGAGGAGGUGACAUCUGCCUCGACAGUCCGAAAUCCUGUACCGUAUGACAGCAAACCUCCAGCUUGGUCUCAGGCAAUCUGUGUCACAUGAUCUUCGUAAUAACUUCCCUGCACUUCAUCAUCUGGCCUGCCAAAAUGUGAGGGAAGUUUUAGCAUUUGACUUCCUUUUUUCACAUUUGAAUGUACCUCCUGAUCAUUUGCACAACUCUUAUCACUGCGUGGUGGGCCGGUGUCAGGGAAGUGGGUCUGAGAUUCAUCACUCCAUAGAGAACAUCAACGACGCAAGGCAGUCAGGGACUAAGUUGGGUGUGGUGUCACAAAUGUAUUAUGACUGUUAUCACAAUUUAAGGACCUUACAUUUAUGACGUGUUCUUGUACACAUUGAAAAAGCUAUAUUGAUUCUUCUUUACAAUCCUGCAUGUUGUAAAGCAUCACCCCAUCUUGUUCCCUCUCUGUUUGGUGCCUGGUGGCUGUUAAUGACGGCUCAGACGGCAAGUUUUACAAGGACCUGUCUGAGUCUGAUAAACUGUGGGGGUAAUGCCUGAAAUACCAACUAGUUUGCAUUAGGCCUUUUGUUUUUAUAGAUAUAAAUAUUAGUAAUAGCAAAUGAUUGCAUUAACAUUAACCAGCCACAACAUCAUGAUCACUUUAUAAGUGAGAUCCAAUACACACUUAGCAUUGUGUGAGAACCAUGAACUGAAGGGUGCCUUGAGGUACGAGCUUAAUUUGUCCCAUGACCGUGCUCAUAACCCAAAUCUACCCGUUGAAAUGAAUGGAAUUACAAUUAAUCUGUUCCAGCCUCCAACCCCACCCCCCCAAAAAAAUGUGGUAAUGUGUUUUUAAUUAAAAAAAAAAAAAAAGUCACGCCCUGGCCACCUGGGGGAAGUGUAAUCCAGACACUCCUUAUCUCCUCUGUAAACCGUAGUAAUAUUAGUUGUUCUUCGCAGAGGAUAGAAAAUGUGUAGGUAUGUACAUCUGUAUGUAUAUGAAUUUUAUAUAUAUAUAUAUAUAUAUAUAUAUAGUGUGUGUGUAUAUUUUAAAUACAUUUAUUAUUAUAUUAUGAUUAAUGAAUUAAAUAUCCGUUAACACGGGGCACUGAGGCUACCUCUGACAGUGUCAAUCAUAAUAACUACUGUUUGUGUUUUUGUCUGUGUGUUUUCCCCCCUUUCCUCUCUCUCUCUCUCUCUUCCACAUUUCUUGUAUUGGAUCAUAUUACAUUGUGCAAGUGUGUCUAAUGUUGUGGCCGCUUGGUGUUUCAGUGUUUUCAUUGAGCGAAAGUUGGGCUAGGAUUCCAAUUUUGCCAUUGUUAGCGCAUUUAUUUACAUCAUACAGUAUGUGCACCUCGAGGAUUAUCAUCAUGGUUUGUCCCUCAUUAUCCCAUAAUUUGUUUAAAAUGUUUUGCCGAGCUUGUUUAAAAAAAAAAAGGUUGUAGCGAGUCUUUUGAAAUCUAUUAAUAAACCAAGCAGCACAUUUUCUUUCGCGCUUUACAUGAAAUCCUAAUAAACUUUCUGCUAAUGUCUCA
Phycodurus eques (leafy seadragon) is the source of this 3628-nucleotide messenger RNA. RefSeq names its product selenoprotein O1 (gene selenoo1). Lineage: Eukaryota; Metazoa; Chordata; Actinopteri; Syngnathiformes; Syngnathidae. The record is from RefSeq and is a predicted model, not a curated record. The transcript is spliced from 9 exons.